GCGAUGUCAGAACUCGAGAACAAACAUCACAUUUUCAAUGUCGGUCACUGAAACCACCAGCCAUGGACUGGCUAACCUCCUACCUGCCGGAGGAAGUGGGUUCCCACUUCCACUUCCUCAUACUAUCACUGUUGGUGCUAGGCGGCCUGUACCUCAACGACCUUUGGCACCAAGACUACGCCCCACGCUCAUCUCCCACUGACACGCUCAACCUCUACGGCUACAGCGAAUACGACGGUCCAGCGGUCUGGAGAAGGAAGUACCAACAAGCAGGAGGCAGCAGGCAAUCUCCCAUCAACAUCCAGGACGCCUGCGCAAUAGACAUGCCUUCGGGUAACUCGCCGCAGCUGGUGUUCACCGACAACUUCCACGCCGUACCGCAAGACAUGAAAUUGUACAACAACGGUCACAACGUCGUGGUUUACGCGACAUGGAUGGACAACAAAAGGCCAUCUUUGAUCGGCGGGCCUCUCACCGAGGACUACAACUUGUUGAACUUGCGCUUCAGGUGGGGGCCGAACGAUUACGAAGGAUCAGAGCACAUGAUCAACUCAUCGAGGUUCGCCAUGGAGCUGCAGGCGGCUUUCGUCAAAGGCACCGCUGCGAGUGACGAUAUCCUGGAUGCCGCCAAGAAGGGAUCGCUGCUGAUGGUCAGCUACCUUUUUCUGGUCACGCCGGUGGCGAAUCCUUACUUGGAGCCAGUCAUCGAUGCCCUCAAGUAUCUCAGGUGCCCGAUGAGCUGCAUCAACAUCGAACCCGUCAUCCUAUCCCUUCUGAUGCCCGCUUUUUCGCGGGACUACUACACGUACACGGGCUCUCUCACGUUUCCCCCCUGCACAGAGGGCGUCAAGUGGAUCGUCAAGCCUGAGCCGCUGAUGAUCUCCUCCGAGCAGCUGAAGAAAUUCAGGAAAUUGUACGGAGCCAACGGUAGGAUAACGAACAACACGAGGCCCGUCCAGAAAGUCAACAACAGAGACGUUUUCUAUUACGGCUGAGAGCAGGCAGCGUUGGAUAUUGUAUUUUUAUCAAAUAUUUUCAUUUAUUUCUUGUACCUAAUAUACAGAUAUUCUUCUAUCUUCUGAAUUAC
Molecule: messenger RNA, 1087 nt
Organism: Phaedon cochleariae (mustard beetle)
Lineage: Eukaryota; Metazoa; Arthropoda; Insecta; Coleoptera; Chrysomelidae
Source: the annotation of a GenBank genome assembly